AUCUGUGGAUUAGAGAAGUAACCGAACGGUUCCAUUCAAAAAUCACUUCACUCGACAUCAACAUUGUUUUGGCGCGAAGUUGUUUUAGAGCAAGAGUUAACAAAAAGUACAAACUUGAUUGAUUCAUCUUAUUGCAUCUUAUCGUAUACAUUAAGACACAUUAACGUAAGAAAAAUGGAAGAUGCGAUAACGGCACGUUUAAAAAAGCUAGUAUCAAAUAGCAAUGAAGCUCUGGAAUUCAGAUUGAUCCGUGAUCUUGAUGACUUGAAUUCAAAAGAGGCUGUAUUUAAACCAGAAAUGACUUAUCAAGUGUUUGGCGACAGGGAAAUAAUAUUUGGUUAUGGUGAAUUAAACGUACAGCUGUUCUACUCAGCAGGCUGUUUAGAAACAUAUUUGGGAAUGACAUAUAAAGAAAAAGUGAAUGAGAAAUGUGACGGAGUUGAAGCGGAUGAAGUUUUAACAAAGAUCGCCACAAAGCUCGCCCCUAAUGUCCACUACAGUUUAAGUAACUUUACUAAUUCACUUUCCAAGGAUGAAACAUUUAUACCAUACGGAGAAUUAAAACAUUCUUUCUCAGUGAAUGAUCAAGGUGCCAAGAGGCAAUUUGUGGUCUACAAAGCAGAUAUGAACUACAAAGGAUUCAAAGAAUACCAUCAAAGGGUUCAAACAUUUCUUCUUUGGUAUAUAGAUGCGGCUCUUUUUAUUGACCUUGAUGAUGAUCAAUGGCAAUAUUUCAAUUUGUUUGAAAAAUAUACCACACCUAUGGGUACAACUCGAUAUGCGACAGUUGGUUUUGCUACUGUGUAUCGAUAUUAUGCGUAUCCGCAGCACAUUCGACCACGUAUCGCUCAAUUUUUAAUUUUACCACCGUUUCGAAGGAUGGGUCUUGGCACACAUUUAUUGCAAACAAUUUAUCGCGAGUACAUUGGGAGGGAAGAAGUAAAAGAUAUAACAGUUGAAAGUCCGUCUGAAGUAUUCCAACGACUGCGAAACUAUGUAGAUGCUUUAAAUUGCAGCAUGUUGCCUAGUUUUGAGCCAGAAAAUUUGAGACAAGGUUUCAGCGACAAAAUGAUCAUUGAAGCUAGAGAUCAUUUGAAAAUAAACAAGAAACAGGCUCGUAUAGUAUACGAAAUUCUACGAUUGCGCGCGACGAAUGUAGCAAAUCCGGAAGAAUAUCAGGCAUACAGAAUAGAUGUAAAAAAAAGACUGAAUAUACCGUUUAAAAGAAAGCAGAAUGAAGAAUUAAAAAUAGAACGCGCGUUAAAAAACGUUAAUAAAGGAACUUAUACUAAAGAGAAUGGUCUACCGUCUGAUGAGCAGCGCAAAGAGAUAUUGCAACAGGAAUACGAGUUCUUGGAAGAGGAAUACAAAAUGGUCGUUAAACGUUUGGAAUACGCCGUCGAUCUGUGAAACGAUAAUUGAAUUUAUACAAAUUGAUUGAUAUUAAUUAUGAAAUUUUUAAGCCAUGAAAGUGAAAUAUAAUAAUAAU
Linepithema humile (Argentine ant) is the source of this 1489-nucleotide messenger RNA. RefSeq names its product histone acetyltransferase 1 (gene Hat1). Gene Ontology annotation, molecular function: histone H4 acetyltransferase activity; histone binding. Lineage: Eukaryota; Metazoa; Arthropoda; Insecta; Hymenoptera; Formicidae. The record is from RefSeq and is a predicted model, not a curated record. Gene Ontology annotation, cellular component: nucleus. Gene Ontology annotation, biological process: subtelomeric heterochromatin formation.